This is a messenger RNA of Notolabrus celidotus (New Zealand spotty), 372 nucleotides long. Its product is annotated as FSD1-like protein. Lineage: Eukaryota; Metazoa; Chordata; Actinopteri; Labriformes; Labridae. Bases 76 to 372 code for a protein of 98 amino acids. The record is from RefSeq and is a predicted model, not a curated record. The transcript has 4 exons.
UAAAGAUCACAGAGUUCAGUGAAACCGUCAGCAGGGUCUGUUUCCUGGUGAUUAUCGAUCCGACCGGUUCACGUCAUGGAGCAAACAUCCGGACUGAAGCUGAAGGUGAUGGACACUCAGAAGGAAGCUCUGUGCAGAAUCAUCAGCACUUUAUCCAAUAAGAACGAGGAGCUGCAUAACUUCCUUGAAGUAGUUGACAACACGCUGACGGGACUUCAGGAGGAGUCGGGUAAGGUGUUGUCUGAGCUGGAGGGGGAGCUUGAGCAGCUAAGCUCCGCCCUGGAUGAAAAGGGGGCGGAGCUUCGUUGCAUCAUACAGGCGGAGAGACAAAGAAAAGAGGUGGAGCUUCAGGUACAACAAACUUUUAAUUAA